AUUAAGAGACUUGGGAUGUACCCUCUGUUGUUGAAGUGUCAUGUUUCCCCCAUGGGAGGGGCGGGGACGUGUUGCAAGCCAGAGUUCCCGGAUGUGGGUCUGAAGCAUUCAAAGGGCUGUCUUGUCUGCCUCUUUAAAAAAAAAAAAAAAGGCUGUUUAGAAGUCUGUGUGUUGACGCCCUCUCUUCUGACAUUACUACAGUUCGCUAGGUAACUUUAGCUCUUGACUGUUAGGCACCCAGUUUGAAAAUGGCGACAGACGAGCUCUCAUCCAAGCUCAGCCGUCGGCUCCAGAUUGAAGAAGGAGCCGAGGAUCCUGUUGCUGUAGACGUCCUCGGACAUCAGAAUGGGUCGGAAGAGAAACCGAGUACGACCAACGCCAACGCAGACUCGGAGCUGGGUGCUAAACUGAUGCGGCGAGGAGAGCUGAACGAAGGGCUGGGUGAGCAAUGCCAGCCCAGCAUGAAGGUCUUCAACCCGUACACCGAGUUCAAAGAGUUCUCCCGGAACCAGAUAAAGGACAUGGAAAGGAUGUUCAAAACGUGAGUUUGUGACAAUCUGCAUGAAUACUGAUAACGUUACCCCAACAGGUUGAAGACCAACUGUUAAACAUGCCUUCAGGCCAGUGGUUGCUUUUUUAUUUCAUGUAACAGGGAAGUAACUUUAAGAUUGCUCAUAUGAGGAAGUUGAGUUGGCAGGUCACACGAUGAUUUCCCAAUAACACAAAACUUGAAUCUAAAUUUAAGGAUUAGUGAGGGAGAGUUAGUAUUGUUAUUGGGUAUACAAAAUAUAGGCUGAAACCAGCCUUCUGGGAUAAAAGAUGGAUAAGUGAACAAAAAAGAUAAAUUACUCAAGAAAGUAAUCUGUCCUGUACAAUGGACUUGUGCACUUGGGAGAAGUUUGCCUUCUUCCAGAAGGAGUUUAUUGAUCUUUUCCUAAACCUAACCAAGUAGGUUUAAAACUUAAGGAGAUUUGUGUCUGAAAAGGCCCAAAGGCAAACUUCUCCAUGUGCUGGGUUUCUGUAGCGUGAGUGAUUGCUGGGUGGGGACAAUAUGCAAGUCAGUGAUAAGGAAAUCAGACAACAGGUGCUCAUUGAAUAUAGAAUAUAUCAUAGUGUGCUCAGUCAUCUACUUGAUGUGUGGUUAAUUCAUAUAGGUUGAUGGAUAAAAUAUGCAGCAAAUUGAACCCAAGUUUAUCAGAUGAUCAGUAACCCUCUUUCUUGAUUCUAAAAGAAGUGUGAUGAACACAUUUAAAAUGUAUUCACUCAUAUUCACACUUGGAAGAAUAAAUAAAUUAAUACAAUUAUUAAAGCUGUAUAAAUCUGACCUUAUACAGAACUCUAUGACCUUAAACCUCAGUUAAACCAGGGGCCUGAGUUAAUUUAAUCUGGUGCUCUUUAUGACGCCUGUCUUCAUUGAGCUAUCGUUAAUUUUGUUAUGAGCUAGCUCUGUUAAUUCUGUGUUUUCUAAUCCAGUUACAUUCAUGGCACGAAUGUGGAGUUGUUUAAUAAUAAGCAACAUCAUCAGAACCAUGAAUGAAGCAACUGGCUCAGUGGUAGAGCGGGGCAUCCUUCAAUCAGCAGAUCCCCGGUUACUCCAGUCGAUGUGUCCUUGGGCCAGACACUUAACCCUAAAUUGCUCCCGUAUGCUGUGCCUGUGGUGUGUGAAUGUCA
Molecule: messenger RNA, 1671 nt
Organism: Anarrhichthys ocellatus (wolf-eel)
Lineage: Eukaryota; Metazoa; Chordata; Actinopteri; Perciformes; Anarhichadidae
Product: EF-hand domain-containing protein D2-like
Exons: 1
Coding region: 249-545 (98 amino acids)
Molecular function (GO): calcium ion binding
Source: RefSeq, a predicted model, not a curated record